AUGUAUUUUUUGGAAAGGCAGCCGAAAUUUGCUUGGCAUCCGUCUUUGCUACUCCCUGGAGCGCAGCUGCAAGUUUCACCGAUUAAAGACCUUGCGACCAUUCGGGACCCCACUUCUUCCUUCACCUUCUUGAAUUUUUUGCACUGGCAAGGUCGUCUUGUGCAAUACAUUAACCGCGAAGAGAAAGUGCCAAGCCGCCGCGAGUGGAGCGCAUACCUUGCAUGGGCCGCGCGCAGGAUGGAUCAGUACGCGCACUACAGUCAGAGCGUACAAGAUAUUCAGCCUGUGGAACAGGAUGGGAAAGUCGCCUACCUCCGUGUCAUUUCCAAAAAUUUGCUCACAAAUGAGAUAGAGACAUUGUACGCGCGCAAUGUAAGCACAGCCGUCGGUGGAUUUGCCAACGUUCCUGCGGUUAUCAGCUCUCUGUACGAUUUCCAUUACGGCAGCAGCAAUGCAUCCCGAGUCGUGCAUUCUUCCACCUUUUUGCCACAGAUGUCGUAUCUCGAUUCCAUUUUGCAGCGCGAGGCUACCACAUCCGACGAGCCGCUCCGGUUUGCAGUCAUUGGCGGCGGACAGUCCUCUGCCGAGAUUAUGCGUUACCUGCGCGAUCAUUUCCCCAAGGCUGACCUCACUAUGAUUUUCCGCGCAUCUGCUCUCGCCCCUUCGGACGACUCUUCUUUUGUCAACAGCGCCGCAUUCGAUCCCGAAAGUGUAUCUUCAUUUUGGGAGAGCGGCAUUCAUCAGCGCCGCGCACAGCUCGACGAGUUUCGACGUACCAACUACUCGGUCGUUCGUAGCGAUCUAUUGGCGGAGCUGUAUGAAAUGGUGUACGACCAGGACAUUGACUACGAGGAUGCGUACAGUCCUUCCAAAGGCAUUGUGCGCAUCAUGUCCAAUACGGCUCUUGUCGGUGCAGAGCAGUUGAGCAACGCCCGUAUCCGACUUGAAACUUGCACUCACGCCGGCGAACAAAUUGUUGAGUCAAGCGAGUAUGAUGCCGUAUUUCUUGGCACUGGCUUCAAGCGCAGUGCCGCAACGCUCCCCUUUUUCAACACUCUUGCACGCGAAUUUCCCCUGCUUUCGGAGGAAGGAACCGAGAGACUGCGCGAACAGGAGCUCAACUUGGAUGCGCAGAUCGCCACGGCCAAGGAUCCGGAUGCUAUGCGUGCAACUGUCCGUGGCAUUACGCGCGAUUAUCGUCUUGUGCCCACCGAUCCCUCGCGCUGGAUGCGUGAUAACCACUCUAUUCUCUCGAUGCACCCCACUGUCGUGCCCAAAAUUCCGGCGGCGCGCAGCGUGCGCGAGCGCAUGCUCUCGACCAGCCGCUCGACCAGCCGCUCCGGAAGCCGCGCAACGAGCCGCGCAGGCUCUCCUAAAAACAGUCCGCGCGCUCUUUCCUCAUCGAACAUCGAAGUUGCUUCGAAUUUGUACCGCCCCCAAGCGCCGUGCAAUUUGUAUGUGUUUGGCUGCAACGAACACACUCAUGGUCUAUCGGACAGUCUUAUGUCUAUGGUGGCUCAUCGCGCAAACGUUGUUUCCGCGUCACUUAUGGCCGCCACGCAAUACCCGGAGCCAAAAGUGAAUGGCAUCAAUGCUCCGCCCUGCCCCACCAUCCAAUAA
This is a messenger RNA of Malassezia vespertilionis, 1620 nucleotides long. RefSeq names its product taxifolin 8-monooxygenase. The coding region runs from base 1 to 1620 and encodes 539 amino acids. Gene Ontology annotation, biological process: intracellular iron ion homeostasis. NCBI's taxonomy places the organism in Eukaryota, Fungi, Basidiomycota, Malasseziomycetes, Malasseziales, Malasseziaceae. The record is from RefSeq and is a predicted model, not a curated record. The transcript has a single exon.